AAAUUGUUAUUUCGACGCAGGGCGUGGAUGAGGUAUUAAAACCAGUCAUCUAGCGCUCCUUUCUACAGGUCCUAGCUAUCAAUUACCGCCAGCGCCAGCAACAUGAACGUCCUGGAAUGGGCUUUCGGCAAGCGUAUGACGCCGGCCGAGCGUCUUCGCAAAAACCAGCGACUCCUCGACAAGGCUAUCCGAGAACUGGACCAACAGCGCGUCAAGCUCGAGAAGCAAGAAAAGACACUUGUCUCCCAGAUUCGCCAGAGCGCUCAGAAGGGCCAGAUGGGUGCUUGCAAGAUCCAGGCCAAGGACUUGGUGCGGACACGACGAUACAUCGAAAAGUUUUACAGCAUGAGGAGUCAACUCCAAAAGAUCUCACUUCGCUUACAAACAUACCGUACAAAUGAGCAGAUGAUGCAAGCCAUGAAGGGCGCGACGAUGGCUCUCGGAAGCAUGAACCGCACAAUGAACCUACCCUCGUUGCAACGUAUAGCUAUGGAGUUUGAGCGCGAGAACGAUAUUAUGGAACAACGACAGGAGAUGAUGGAUGAUGCUAUCGACGAUGCAAUGGAUAUGGGUCUUGAAGAAGAGGGUGAUGAGGUUGUAGAGCAAGUGCUGGAGGAGAUUGGCGUAGAUCUCAGUCAAGCGAUGGGCGAGACACCAUCGGGCCUACAGGUUGCGGCUGUCCCGGAGAACAAAGUCGCCCAAGCAGUGGGUGGUGGGGGUGGGGGUGGUGGAGCCGACCCAGGCGACGACGACUUGCAGGCAAGGUUGGACAGUCUGAGACGAUGAACGAACUUGGAAACCAUAGACUGGAAGCUGUACAAAGGGUUGAACUUGGACGAAGAUGCUCAAGCUUCUAUGCUCCCCUCCCUGGGAUGGGAAUGGCUCUUCAAGCUUGCCGGUUUCUUGAUGCAUCCACGACUCUGAGAGGGCGAUAUGGUUAG
Neurospora hispaniola is the source of this 941-nucleotide messenger RNA. RefSeq names its product putative class E vacuolar-protein sorting and endocytosis factor. Bases 103 to 786 code for a protein of 227 amino acids. Lineage: Eukaryota; Fungi; Ascomycota; Sordariomycetes; Sordariales; Sordariaceae. Gene Ontology annotation, cellular component: multivesicular body; ESCRT III complex. The record is from RefSeq and is a predicted model, not a curated record. Gene Ontology annotation, biological process: late endosome to vacuole transport; endosome transport via multivesicular body sorting pathway; protein transport. The transcript has 4 exons.